UACCCGUGGAAGUCGAGCUUAAAUAAAUAAAUAUAUCGACUGACAAACAGCAAGCCGGUAUAAAUAUAUAAUACAGGUUCAAAGAAAAUAUUUCGUACGUUGCAUCGGAUCUGUAUCGUGUGUUUUACAAAUGUUUGCAAAUCAUAUGCAUAGCCGGAAGCGAGUUUGACUCGGGUAGACUUUGCUCUCCCCUCAUUGAAACAGAUCAUUCAGUGUGAUUCAGUGUAUUACGUCCACGGGAAAGUGUGACGUCUGGCGUUUGGAAGGAAGAAUUUAUGAGUUCAAUUAAUUGAAUAUAAAGUCCGAGCACAGUAUGCGCGCCUCUCGACGCGCAGACUUGAUGUCCGGAUAAACAAUUAUCGUCUGGUUAUCGUGUGUUCGUGUCAUAUAGCUCAUUGCCGGUCAAAGUGUCAAUCCAGCACCAGGUUAACAGAAGAUGGAAGUGCAGCCGGAGUUGAUCACGGAAUUGCGGGAGAAAUUUUUUAAGACGCCGCCCGAUCCCAAGUUCCAUCCAGCAGAUGUUACGAGGGUAAAAGAGAAUAACAAUUGGUUGAAAAGAUUUUUGGAACACAAUGAGAAUAAUAUGCAAGAAUCCUAUAAUAUGUUAUGGGACACUUGCGCUUGGAGAAGUAAAUUUGGUACAAAUGAAAUUACGGAAGAUAAUGUGAAAAAGGAAUAUUUAGAUGUUGGAUUAUGUUUUAUACACGGCAAAGAUAAGGAUGGGAAAACGAUGUUUGUUAUUAGAUGUAAAUUACACACUCGAGGCAGCAAAGAUUUCAAUGAGUUGCAAAGACUUGUCGUGUACUGGUUCGAAAGAUUAGAAAGAGAAACUAAUGGCAAUCAAAUAUCGCUUUUCUUUGAUAUGUCAGAAAGCGGUUUAUCUAACAUGGAUAUGGAAUUUAUCAGGUACCUUAUCGGUCUUUGUAAAAACUAUUACCCCAACUUUCUAAACUACAUCAUCAUAUUCGAGAUGCCGUGGAUAUUGAACACCGCGUUUAAAAUAAUUAAAUCGUGGCUACCACCGAAGGCGAUACCGAAGAUAAAAUUCGUACACAAAAGCAGUAUCAAUGAAUUUGUCGAUCCUAACGAUGUGCUUACAUGCUGGGGCGGCAGCAAUGAAUACGUCUUCAAAUUUGUACCAGAAGCACAAAACAAUAUGGAUGCUACACUGAAUGGUAAAAUUAAUAGCAGAAAGGUGCAUUUUGCAGAGAAUUCUCCAAUGACAGAACAAUCACCCGGUAGUUUCGGAGAACAGCAAACUGAAGCGCAACUGUUAUUCAUUGAACCAGACGCGAUUGUGUUUAAUAGAAUUGGGAAUGAGAUCGGUGGAACAAUUACGCUGAAAAAUAUGUCUUCUGCCAUGCCUUUAUCUUACAAAAUAAAAACAACGUCCCCUGAGAAAUUUCGAGUACGACCAAGCUCGGGAAUUUUAUUGCCACAAGAGCAACGGGUGAUUUCUGUUAUUUUGCAACAGGAAUAUAACGUUCGCGGGCUUUUACACGCUGACAGAUUUUUAGUUAUGUGCCUUCCGUUAAAAGAUCCAAAUACACCGACGCGAGAUUUGGCUGCGCUAUGGAAGUCCGAGAAACAGCCGGAACAGCAUAGACUGAGAUGUUGCGACGGCGGCAGUGUAAAUAAUGAAACGUCUAGAUCGAUAUUUUCGCCUGGAUUGUCGGAAAAUGGACAAACCGAUACACUGACUCGUAAAAUUGUACAUUUGGAAGAAUGUAACGCAAAGCUACAUAGCGACGUCAUUUUUAUAAAGCAUUUACUACUAUUCUCUGUAAUAGUAACAAUUGCAAUGGCCAUAAUAGUUGUUUAUAUUUUGAAACUCGAUAUAAAAAGUACCGUGGAGCAACCUACUGCUUGUCAUAUGUGUCACGAAUUAUAGAUUUUCAAAGUGUAGGAAUUUGUUUCGUUUCUACAGGCAUAUAAUAAUAACUUUAAUUAUUAAUUUA
Molecule: messenger RNA, 1958 nt
Organism: Ceratina calcarata
Lineage: Eukaryota; Metazoa; Arthropoda; Insecta; Hymenoptera; Apidae
Product: motile sperm domain-containing protein 2
Exons: 9
Coding region: 437-1891 (484 amino acids)
Cellular component (GO): endomembrane system; endoplasmic reticulum-endosome membrane contact site
Source: RefSeq, a predicted model, not a curated record